Molecule: messenger RNA, 947 nt
Organism: Camelina sativa (false flax)
Lineage: Eukaryota; Viridiplantae; Streptophyta; Magnoliopsida; Brassicales; Brassicaceae
Source: RefSeq, a predicted model, not a curated record
UCAUGUAAAGAGAGAGAGAGAGAGAGAGAGAGAGAGGUUUGUGUUUGCGAUUUCUUAUUCGGGGGAAUGAAGCAACCAAAGCCGAUUCUGAAAUACAUCUUGGUGUCUAUCUUCCUUAGUCUGCCUCUCAUCUUCUUCUUCUCUAUAGUACAACUACGUAGACCCGAAAAAGACCUCAUCAGGAUCCGACCCGGUUACACAUCAUACGACUACUACAUCCAACGACAGCUCAACAAGACGCUUAACCCUAGGCUACGUACACUAUGGAUGACACGAGACUGGGACCGUAAGAUCAAAGUGUUCUCAAAAUUCUUCCAAGAUCUGAAACGGCAAGGUCUCUUAUCCAACGCUUCUAAAUGUCUCUGCAUCGGAGCUCGAGUCGGGCAAGAAGUGGAGGCCCUGAUACGUGUGGGCGUAACCGAGUCGGUGGGAAUGGAUCUGGUGCCGUAUCCACCGUUGGUGAUCAAAGGAGACUUUCAUCAUCAACCGUUCGAUGCUGAGACUUUCGACUUUGAAUUCUCUAACGUGUUCGAUCAUGCGCUUUACCCGGACAAGUUCGUUGGAGAGAUCGAACGGACACUGAGACCAGGAGGUUUAUGUGUUUUACACGUGGCCCUCUCUACACGCUCGGAUAAGUAUUCGGCGAAUGAUCUGUACAGUGUGGAGGCAUUGAUGAGGCUAUUCCGACGAUCGGAGGUGGUUCAUGUCCGAAAUGUUGACGGCUUCGGGUUGGAUACGGAGGUUGUGUUUAGGAAGAAAAGGGAUUCAUCAAUCAUAGUCCGGUCAUGAUUUUUUAUCUUCGUGCUAAAAUAAUCUAUUGUUAUGUCCCAUCGAUUUUAAUGGAAAAAUUGUGUUUUAAAUAAGUUUUUUUACCGUUCGUAGAAAUGCAUGAUUAUAUAUGAAUAGGCCAAACCUUAUGCCAAAACGAGAGGUUGUUUAGUACUAGC